AUCCUCUAAUGGACACAUGGCCUCUAAUGGGAUCGUCAUAUCCUAUUUUAUACAUUAUUGUGACGUAUCUAAUUUUUGCAAUAAAAUUUGGACCUAAAAUGAUGGAACAACGACCAGCUUUCGACCUAAAAACAGCUAUGAUUUUUUAUAAUGGAUUUCAAGUAGUUCUUAGUAUCUGGUUAACGUUUUUGCUUUUAGAUCUUAAUAUUCGAUUAUUUUCUUUUCACGGAUGUAAUGAUGUUUACCGUUUAUCUUUGUCACAAAGAAGAUACAUACCAAUAGCGAUGUCACGAUGUGGGUGGUGGUAUUUCUUUGCAAAGAUCACCGAGCUUCUAGAUACGGUAUUUAUGGUGUUGAGAAAGAAACAGAAUCAACUGACUUUCCUACACAUUUAUCACCACACAGCAACGGUCUUUAUUUCGUGGUGCUUUUUGAAAUUGCUGCCUGGUGAACAAGGUCCCGUAAUAGCUUUUUUGAAUACUGUCGUUCACAUUAUUAUGUACAGUUAUUAUUUCAUUGCCGCGCUUGGCUCGAAAUACAAAAAGUACAUUUGGUGGAAGAAAUAUAUGACCUAUAUUCAGUUGUCGCACUUUGGAAUGCUAUGUUUUUAUCUAAUAGCAACGUUGGCUCUGGACUGCCGAAUGCCAAAGGCUCUAACGUAUUUUUUCCUAAUAGUUUUUGUCAUAUUUAUCUAUCUGUUCAGCAAUUUCUUUCAAAAGACCUAUAAGACAAAAACGGCUUAA
Molecule: messenger RNA, 743 nt
Organism: Linepithema humile (Argentine ant)
Lineage: Eukaryota; Metazoa; Arthropoda; Insecta; Hymenoptera; Formicidae
Source: RefSeq, a predicted model, not a curated record